Molecule: messenger RNA, 510 nt
Organism: Lottia gigantea (owl limpet)
Lineage: Eukaryota; Metazoa; Mollusca; Gastropoda; Lottiidae
Exons: 3
Coding region: 1-510 (169 amino acids)
Molecular function (GO): nucleic acid binding
Source: RefSeq, a predicted model, not a curated record
AUGUUUUAUUCUACGCAUAGAUUUAUGACAGCCAGUGGCUCAACUAGGUCAGAAGUUAUUUCCGAAAUAAGAAGAAUGAUCCACAACUACCAAACCAACAACAACCAGAAGAUUGAAUUAGUAAGGGUUCCAUCGCACGUCUCCAUUCCUGGCAAUGAUCAAGCAGACCGAUGUGCCAAAGAAAGUCUGAGUCUGGAGGAUAUCGAGCCUGUAGAAUACUCCUAUUCGGAGUUCUGCAGUAUCGUCUCUUCUAGGAUCAACCAGAAAUGGUCUGACAUGUUACGGAACCUCGACACCACAAGAUACCAGAUUGAUCCGAAGAUACCAAACCAAACCAAACCAAACCAUCCAUGUGUAGCCAUCUGCAAAGUGGCAACCAGACUCCGGACCAACAACGUACUACGAGACCAUCAGUUCAACGCCAUUAAAUGUCGCUGCGGCCACGUCUCAAAAGUUAAAGAAGAGGCUUCAGUUAAAGUAUCCACAAUUGGUCUUCCAUUUACCUGCUAA